AUGCAAUGGCUAAAAAUUCUAUUACGGCCAGGUCUCUACAAGGCUCCAACUUUUUAUGACUCUGUGUCAGAUGAAUAUAUUCAAGAUGGCUUUCAAAUCUCGGAGUUCGAAGAGGAUGGCCCGGUUCCCUGGCAUCCAUGGUCCCUGCACAAUCCAGAUGACAGUAAUCCAGACGAAGAUGGCCAUAAUUCUAAACCUGGUGAUGAUGAUCAAGAGGACUCUGAUUCUGAUGAUAAUCAUGGAAAUGGAGGUGGAAAUAUGGAUGGAGACCACUUCAUGGCUGAUCUUAAUGCUGACAACUUCUAUGAUGGUGAUGGUCCUCCAAUCCACGUGGAUGGCAGACUCAAUCUUUAUGCGGAUGUGGAAGUGGAUUACACCAGAAUGGUUGUACCUACUGCGGGAGAGGACACUGAUUCUGUGUAUUCGGUUGGUCCAGGUGACAGCUUUCACUCAUUCUCCUCACAAUCCUCUGAAUUUACUCAUAACACUGAAUCUUAUUUUCCUGAUGAUGCAAGUGAUUUGAAUAUGCCUGUCUCUGUUUAUGCCAUUCUGGAUGUGCCUCCUUCUGAGGACAUUUUGAAUUCUAGUACUGAUGCUAGUGAAUCAGAGAGUAGGAGUUCCUGUAGACAUGCUAGAGUCGCAACCAGGUCUAGGGUUACUGUAGGUUCUGCCUCUGAUUCCUCUGCAAGUUCUGUAAAAUCUAGUCCCGUGAGACGCUUUGAUAUUUCAGUCUCCAAAGCAGGAAGAAAUAUUGCUAAAAAAUCUGGGCCCCGUAAGCAAUACUCAUCAGAUUCUGCCCCAUCACAACUGCAUAUUGAUUCAGCGCCGUCUGAUAGUGAUGAAGAUGCCCAUUUUAUCUUGCACUUUGGAUGGCGGAUGCGCAUUGACGAUGAGGAUUUUGAUCAUGACUCUGACUCUUAUCAUUCCUCUGCUACUUCUGAUACUUCUUCUAAAAGCAGAAAGAGAUGUUCUGAUGAUUCUAAUGGGGACAAGCAGCGAUCUGACAAGAAAAGAGCCUGCAAGGCUGCUGGAAAAGAAGUGGAAGAUUUGUUCCAGGCUCUGGGGUAUGCAUGGACAUUACCUGAGGUUGAAUUGAUGGAGUUCCAGCCUAAAGUUGGUAUUAGCGCCCAGCAGCAAAGAAGCUUGAUGACUAUUGGGAUAUCGGCAAAGGAAGACCACAUGCAGGUGCAAGGUGAAGGACUCCAGUCUCCACUCAUGGUUAUGGUGGAAGGUAACCAGCUGAAUGGUUUUGCAGUGGUUGAACCAGAUCAACCGCCUCUGCUUUUAUGA
This is a messenger RNA of Oldenlandia corymbosa var. corymbosa, 1290 nucleotides long. The record is from the annotation of a GenBank genome assembly. Lineage: Eukaryota; Viridiplantae; Streptophyta; Magnoliopsida; Gentianales; Rubiaceae.